AUGUCCUCUUGGCCAACGCCUGCGGGGGUGGGGACGUUCUAUGUCAACGAUUUCAAGGCACAGAUCGCAUCUAUUCUGGGGUCCCACGCCGCGGCGACUGGCACCAGCCCCUCCGGCUCACCAGCAACAGAAGGCUGUGGUGUCGCAGGGCGCCCCCAAGCGCGCCGGGAAGGAGGUGGCGGCCUCAGUCAGAGCAAUUCACCUUUCCGGCACGGCAGUGGCAUUGGGGGCUUCGACAGCGUCACGCCGCCUCCAGAGGUAGUGCCUUACUCCGUCUCCGCAAGUCGUGGGACGCCGCUAGUGACGCCAACGCGCGGCAGUGGCGCGAAUCGUUCUGGAGAGCGCGCGAAGAGUGCGCGCCGCAGCUCCCGUGCGGCGCCGCUGCUCGACACGUCCGCUGUUUUUGUGACACCCACGCCGCAGAAGCAGCGGCACCACCACCUCUCCCCCGCCAUGUCCGCGCGUGACAAUAAAAGGAAAUCAACACGCGCUAGGCGUGUAACCACGUCGGCAUCGCGACGGCGCAGCCCAAAGCGGGAUGGCGCGCAGCGUGUCGGCAGCCCAUCCGCAGGGCACACGAACGUCACCCUCGCCACCGGCGUGGGCGGCGGCUACGCGAUUCACGUAAACCGACACCCCCUCUACUCCGGUAGGGGAGCACCGCAGCGGAGAUGCGCCUCCCCUCCGCCGGCUGCUGGCAAGGCCGCCGGCGUGCAAGGGGGCCUCGCCAUAUCCGUCGAAGCGAACACCGUGCGGCGGCUGCAGAGAGGCGGGGCGGAGAAACCGGCGGCAUCGGUGGCAGUGACUCAAACCGCGCCUGUCAAGGCUGCUACGGCCUCUGGUGUCUGCGCAACGGUGAGCGCAGGCCAGACGAGACCGUCGGCGCAACGCGGUAGCAUCAUCGAGCAACUGGCGGCAGCCACCCAGACGAACGGCGGUGAUGGCUCCACGCUGGGACAGGCCGCACACGAGCCGCACGCUAACGCCUCCGUGGCAAGGUCAUCGAGUCCGCGAAAGUGUCCUCGGCCGCAUUCCGAGAGUAAACUGCGGUUGUCAAGGCUCACCGGCGGCAGCGACACUAAGCCCCUGGGUCCGCUGCGGCUGCAGGAUCGAAUGCGCAUGCACCUGCAGCAGGCGUCGUUCAAUGUGAGCGUCAGCGCUGCUGGCGAGGCAGACAGGCGCUUGCCGAAUGACACGCUCGUCCUUGCGGGCCCGGAACAGGCGCCUGACGGAGAGGAGAACCCCAUGUACGCUCAGCUCAAGGCAUUCCAACUGCCCCAGGCGCACACAGCCGCGCCCCCAGCCCCUGCGCCACCCUCUUUGCCGGGCUCAGCACCGACCGGCGGCACAUCCGCAGCAGCGCCCUCCGCUGCACCACCCCCUCCAGCUGCGCCAGGUGCAGUGACAGCGGCGGCGGUGACGGGCCUAGCUUCUGCGCCAGCACCGGCACCUGCCGCUGGCGUACCCGCCCCAGUAGUGCCCCCUCCUCCACCAGGAGCCGACGUCCUUGCCGCUGCCGCCUUCGUAGGCGCACCUGCGGCUAGCCCAGCGCCGCCGCCGCCACCACCACCACCGGCGGUCGCAGCAGGGGCAGGAGCCGCCAGCGCACCCGCCGCGGGCAGUUCGGCGGCAGGAACGGGUGCGUCAGCUGCUGCCGCCGCUUCCGGCACACGGCUCUCUGCACAGCCGGUCUCUGCGCGGGUGCCGACAAAGGAGAUGACGGAGGCGGAGGAGGAGCGCUUGUUGCGUGACCUCGCCGCCGCGUCACAUCACAACCACCGGUGCGCGCGGCCGCCGCCGUCAGCCGGCUCGGCUGUCCCCGCCACGGACGCCGGCCUCACUGCCGCGAUAGAGACGGCGCUGCAGCUGCGACGCGAAGCGAACAGCGGCGCACUCCACGGCUGGCGGAGGCCACCGGCAAACGUGCUGUUGCCUGACCCGACGCUGUCCGCGCCUACGUGGGUGGUGCUCAAGUCGGCACCUGCCCAGGAGGCGCAGCAGGCAGCCGCCGCGGCUACUUUUGCACGGCCCAGUGGUGGAGCCUCUGUGGACCGCUCAGCAUCACGGGCGGAUGAUAUGCCAGCCGCCGCGCACGAAGUCGCUGAGAACGCCGCUGACGGCGAUGAAACUGCGCGGGUAUUGGACUGCAUCGACUACCACGCGCCGUUCCAGUGCGUCCUCCGUCCCGAGUACGUGGAGCACGACCUCGUGCCAGCGGCCUUGAGCGUGGGAGUCGUCGCCCACACCGGUAUGGAUGACCCCAUGAAGUCUUGGCAUACCAACCGCACCACCCCGGGCGCAGCGGCGGCGGCGGUGGAGCAGAGGGAUAAUGUCAAUGGGGAUGCGCUCGCUGCAGUGGCAGCAGCCAGCAGCGACACCGCGGUGAAGACGCUAGCUGCGCAGGCCGUCAUUUUGCGUGACCCGCUCUCUCUCCUCGCAUGCGAGCACCUCGCCGAGGACACAAUCGAUAUCGCCGCUCGCCGCCGCGCAUAUCUAUCGUCGAUGGAUGCGUUGCACGGCAUCACGCGCGGCGGUGCGCUGGUCUCCACGCUGCAAGAAGCCUCACCACUGGGUGCGGUGUUCUGCGAGCUGUCGUACCCGGCCAAGGUACUGCUUUCAGCGAUCCUGUACAUGCGCUCGCUCGGGGCGCUGCCGAGCCUGCUGCGAGUUGGCCCACUCACCGAGUACAGUCCCGUCGUGGACAAGGAAAACUGCAUCGAGCUUGUCUUCUACAACCCGCCCGACGACGAGCAGGGCGUGCGAGCGGCACAGGAGGAGCAGCACAAGUCGGGGCAGCUGAAGCCCUCACGGCAUCCCUUUGAGCGAGAGCGCGCGGUGGGCGCAACAGUCCUUCACAGUCAAGUGCCAGCUCGUCGCGUGUCGCUCAUCGAGGCUGUGACACCGACGAACGCCCCGGGAAGGGCGCGUUCGCAGCCGCACGCGGAGGGGCAACCGAGAAGCAGCCCAGGCGCGUUGUUCCGUAGCCGCUCAGGCAGGCAGUACGGCAACACCCGCAGUUUCACGGGCGACUCCCUCGCCGGGAAAGGUGAGGCGCACGCAAGCCACGCGCACAGCUACACAGACCCGUCCCCGUCGCCGCUGCAGAAGCGGCGGCCAACCGCCCUUGAGGACCGGCUGAUGAGCACGCUGUCCGCGACGGCGAGGCGGCGGGCCGGCUCUGCGACCUCCCGGAGCGUCAGCUCUGCCGCUGUCACCUCGCACACCGUUUCACCGCACCGAUUCUUUUCUCGCGCGAUCUCCACAAACCUGGCUGGGCCGCAGCUGCAUGACACGGAGGCCUCGCUAACGGCGGCUGACACUCUCGACGGAGUACGGCGUUUGCCUGGCGCUGAUGGCGGUGAGCCGUGUCCCUCUGAGAGCGGUGGCUCCUGGCUACUGCGCAACGCGUCGCAGGACGGGCCCGCGCGGCACGUCUUUGCUCGCCAGGUAGGUGACCCGGGCACCAACGCUGAUGAAAGCCUAAGCGGGAGUGACAACGUCCAUCGCAGCUACGCUGACCUCGCCUCUGGCCGCCAGCGCCGCCAGAAACUAUCCCAGCUGCCAGCCAAGCUGCAGGGGUGCGGCUCGGGGUACACCAGCACCUUCGCCACUCCCGUCCCGCGCGUGCGCAUUACACCUCCAUCUGGUACGUCGGCAAGCGGCGCAUCUGGCGCGCCUGCCCAGACCUCGGCCACUACCGCGACAGGCUCGUCUGCCCUUCGACGCAGCUCCGUCACCGUUGCGCUCGAAGACCUGCAGCGGGCGGCUGAGAGGGGCGGCGUGUCGGCUGCAGCGCGCGCGGCAACCGCGCCCGCGUUGCCAUCACACUCACUCCCAGAUCGCGCCGACCCCUUAUCCGCCGUCACGCAGCCUGCCAAGGCGAUGCCACCGCGGCUGCCGACGCACUUUGAAGCGGGCCAGUCGGCCACCGCUUGUGGCACGAGGGGCGCGGCAACGCCCGCAAGUGGCUCAACACCGGCAAGCGCGCACGGCCCCGGCGUCGCCCGCUUUCCCACGGGGGAGCAGGAGCUUUGCGUCGUCUUGCGCGCCGUCGUGGCGCAGAAGUCGCACGUGUACUCCUUCGGCAAGGCAGAGACAGUGCAUGUGUUGCCCCCGCUGCCGCGGCGCAGCACCGACGACGACGACGACAAGGCGCUGCUGCGCAAGCAGACGACACAGAAGGCGGAGAUGGAGCGCCUGGCCACGGACUCUUCGAGCCCCCUACACAAAUUCCUUUGUGGCGGUGACAAGCUGCGUGGCGAGGCGAAGAUAGAGGGGGACCAGUGGAGGGCUGUCUUGCUCGAUCGGGCGCGCCGCGCUGCCGCCGCGGCGCGUCAGCACGUCCCGGUCGCGGUGAAUGAGAAGGGCAUGCAGACGUCGGCUGACUACGGCGACCUCGUUGUAGCCUUUGUUCUGAGCGGCAACGCGUCAGAGCUGUGCGGUUCGGUGCCGGACAUGAUGGAGCUGGAGGCGCUGCGGUACCGCAUUUUCUCGCUGCUGGGGUACAGCGCGAGCGACCCGGCCGGAAUGCAGGCGGUGAAGGAGGCCGCUGGAAUAGGUGGAGCAUCCGCUGCCGCUCAACCGCCAGCAGAAGCAGUCACGCGGUCUUGCACGACAGCGCCUUCGCCUCUCGAACCAAAUCUGGCCCGUCUGCAGCAGCACUUGGCCUCUUUCGAAGCGUUCCAUACCCCGGCCUCACCACACCCGAAAGCCAGGGAGACGUCGUCGUUCGGUGCGUCAUCUGCGUCGCCGUGCGCCUCUUUAGUGAGGGGCCAGCGGCGGCCCAGCUUCUUCGAAGACGUGCUGCAACGAGCGGAUCCUCUGGCGGAUUUGGACAACGGCGACGGCAAGAGGGAGCGCUACCCUACCGAGUUCGAUGUGCAGCAGAGGCAGACGACACUGCGGCAGAGGCAAACGCAGGAUGUACAGGCGCUAAUGCUACAACGCUAUCCGAUCUACCGCGCCUCAAGCGUCGCGGAGAGCACUCUGCAGGCCUUCUUCGCGGAGGCAAAGGAAGCAGUCGUUGCGGCGCGUCAGCAGGCGCGACGGCGCGACGACGCCAAGUCAUCCAGCGGCCGCCCCAGCACUAGUGGUCGUCGCUUCUCGUCACCUGACCAGUCUUUGGACCCUCUUACGCGGCACACACGCGGCGACGCGACGACGACCGCGCUGCAGGAUUCGGAGCGCGAUCUGCUGCGCUUCCGCCCUAUGAGCCUAAACAGCUUCCACCGCGAGCUCACUGACGCUGUGCAGUACGCGCUGGAUCUGCAGAUUCGGCAAGGCAAGAAAGACGUAUUGCACGCGCUCCACAUGUAG
Molecule: messenger RNA, 5316 nt
Organism: Leishmania major strain Friedlin
Lineage: Eukaryota; Euglenozoa; Kinetoplastea; Trypanosomatida; Trypanosomatidae
Exons: 1
Coding region: 1-5316 (1771 amino acids)
Source: RefSeq, a predicted model, not a curated record